CUCCUCAUGUCCUGGGUCGUGUUCCUGGCCGGAGUGACCCAGACAUCGUCCCACGCUGGAUGCAUUGCUGUGGCAGCUCUGCUCCACUACUUGAUCCUGUCAUCCUUCAUGUGGAUGUUGAUGGAGGGAAUCUUGCAGUAUCUGCUCUUUGUCAAGGUCAUGAACACAUACUUCACUCACUACAUGUGGAAGACAUCCAUACCAGCAUGGGGUACGUUAGAAAUCCAUACCAGCUUAUUUUUUUUAGACAUCCAUACCAUAAUCUUUAAAAAUAUACUGUUGUUUACUUGAUCUGCUCCUGAACGCAGAUCAGUUUAAAGUGUACUCUUUAAAAUUAAUUUAUGAUUACACGAUUACAGUUUUGUGCAAUACGUCAUUUAACGAUUAAAGUUAACACAUUUCUUGAUCUAACCCCACCAGGUCUACCUGUCAUCCCCGUUGCAAUUGUUUUGAUUAUUGAUCCUGGUCUUUACAGAGGAGGAAACAAAUAGUAGGUUAAACAUUAAAAAAAAAAAAUAUUAUUCAAAUUGAAAAUGUAUUCAUUUAAUUUGCAACUCUCUUGGUGUGGAAUGACAUGAAGUAUUUUUACAAUUAAAACGUUUGCACUCUCUAUUGCGAACAACAUGGAAAAAUUUGAAGCAUCGAGCCGUAUUAGAAACAGGAUGCGAUGUUUGUUAUAACCUAUCUGAACUAAAGACAUUGGCUGUGUCCCACCUUGUUGGUUUACAUAUAUUAUAUAUUUUUUUAAAGAAUUAGGAUUAGGGACUUAAGAAAUAGUUGAACAAGGUUUGUGGAAGCUUGAAAUAUAAAGAAAAAAGAAAAGAGCCUUUGGGCUAAGAGUCUUCCUCAACAGACAGGACAAAUAAAGGAACAACAAGAAAUAGAAAGUAGUUUUAAAAAAAACUUAAGAGCUCGCCAGUAAAUGUGCUUGCCUGAAGUUGGGAUUUUUUCAAAACCAAGUUUACAGGAAUUAAAAGAAUUUAUUGAUCACUGCUGUGACAAAUAAGAUUUUAACCUACUCAAAUAUUUUGGAAUUAUGAAAAAUAUAAGAAAUACGAAAAUAAAUACAAGGAAAUGUAUUUUAGGCGUACAUAUUGAACUUGAAGAGCUUAAAAUAUUUAUCAAAUCUAUGUCAAACUUUUUUGAAUUUGUAUUUAUGUUUUAAUUUUGUGUUUUAUUACUCUCAUUCUAAUCCCCAGCUGUUGGAUGUCCCUGCCUGCCUUCUACUACAGCUUUGUUAUCCCCGUUGGCCUGAUCGUCUUGACCAACAUUGUCAUUUUCAUCAUGGUUGUGGUCAGCUUGUGCUGUCGGAAGAACAUGACAAAAUACUCUUCAAGUAGCCAGAACCAGACUGUCGUCAACAUUCGGGCUUCGUUCGUCUGUUUUUGUGUGUUGGGUGAGUGCAGUGAAAUGUUUGAACGUCCUGGAGUGCAGUGAAAUGUUUGAACGUCCAGGAGUGUAAUUUUUGGCUGUGUGUUCCAGAGAGUUGACGUCAAGAGAGGACCUACAAACUGGUUGCCCAGAGUUCAAACCCAGGGACCAGACAAACAGAUCCCCCAUGCCUAACAUAAAAUUAUUUCCUUCUGUCAGUGGCACCCUUGGGUUUAUGUUUAGAAUCCAGCCACGGUCACCACUGGAAUCCAUAAUCUCCGACCUAAUUAAUGGAAAUACCUCAUCAUAUAAAUAAAAAUCAUUUUAAUUACUUACAUCCAGUUCUAUUGAAGUAAAAAGGUGUGUGUGUCGGGGGGGGGGGGGUAAUGUCAUUUUGGUUUGGGGGGGGGGGGGGGAAAAGAAAGCGAGGGGUAGGAGGGGGGGGCUCCAUCCCCAAAAAAUAUUUGUUCAAUUUAAAGUCCAGGAAUGCAUUUUGGUGGGGGGGGAUAAUGUCAUUUUGAUUUGGGGGGUGGGGAGAAAAAGAAAGCGAGGGGUAUGAGGAGGGGGCUCCAUCCACAUAAAAUAUUUGAUCAAUUUAAAGUCCAGGAAUGCAUUUUGGCGCAUACCUCCUUUAGAUUUGUCUCAUUCUGCACAUAACCAGAGAACAACAGGAGAGUUGCAAGUGAACAGUCAGAUGACCCUUGACCUCAGAACCAUUGUGUCGAGUAGGGGGGCCCGAGAUCUCUCAGGGACUCAAAGUGUUGAUGUGGACAUUUAUUUUAAAUAUCAAAUUUGAACGCAUGUAAGCAUGUGUCCAAAAAUUAUUCGUCGUCCCCCCCCCCCCAAGAUUUUCUCUGAAAGAAACACGUUUUGGUUAGUAGCUCACACUUUUCUUUUUUACUUACCGUUUCAGGUCUGUCCUGGAUCUUUGGCUUCCUGGCCAUAGACGACGCCCGCAUUGUUUUCCAGUACAUAUUUUGUAUAUCUGUGUCACUGCAGGGAUUCGUCAUCUUUGCCAUGAUGACUGCACGGGAUAAAAAUGUCCGCGCCUUUUGGUCGUCCUGGCUUUGCUUUUUCUGUAAACGAGGAGGAUACAGC
Molecule: messenger RNA, 2469 nt
Organism: Lymnaea stagnalis (great pond snail)
Lineage: Eukaryota; Metazoa; Mollusca; Gastropoda; Lymnaeidae
Source: the annotation of a GenBank genome assembly